UGUAGGUUAAAAUCCGUUGAAGGUUGUCAACUGCCAAUGUCAAAAUGUUCUUGAUCAAUAUCUUGAAUAGUGAAGAUGGAGAGCAAGCAACGUCGUGCGUGACCGAUUCGCCUGGAAGUACACACCUGUGUAAACCCAUACAGAACCUGUCCAAAAGCGAAGAUUCUCUGGAGGAUCUUCAGGAUAAAACGCUAAGGGUUUUAACAUAUCAGAAUUGCCGCCAUGACAUUUUGUUUCGUGACUUUGUUGUUGGUGGUCGAGAGUCGGAGACAAGUAUAGCGCAACACCCGAAUGAAGAAGAAGUAGAUACCCUUUACUUGCAAAAUUUCCGCAUGAUUAGAGCAGAUAACUGCGACUUAGAUGUAAUAGUAACUACUCUGCCUUAUGUUGAGUAUCCAGCGCUUGUUAAAAUUGAAACAAAUAACAUUUGUGUCAGAUUUGGGAAGUUCCUCAAGAACUUAUUUACGUGUAAGAUAUGUAAACUUCCGUAAA
Photinus pyralis (common eastern firefly) is the source of this 492-nucleotide messenger RNA. RefSeq lists its product as uncharacterized. The transcript is spliced from 3 exons. NCBI's taxonomy places the organism in Eukaryota, Metazoa, Arthropoda, Insecta, Coleoptera, Lampyridae. The record is from RefSeq and is a predicted model, not a curated record. The coding region runs from base 45 to 491 and encodes 148 amino acids.